UGGACGGCUUGCUUGCCGCCUGCGCGAUUUUUUGGGAAAUUCGCGCGUCAGUUAUUUUUUGGUCAUAUUUCAUGUACACAUCUUUAGUUGAUCACAAUGGGUGCAUAUUUAUCUGAACCCGUUACUGAAAAAAUGUCCAGCGAUGAGUCGAACGCCAAACUAGAGUGCGGUGCAAGCUCCAUGCAAGGAUGGCGUGUCAACCAAGAGGAUGCACAUAAUACAAUCUUAGAUUAUGAUGCUGAAACAUCUUUCUUUGCUGUAUACGAUGGUCACGGCGGCGCCGAGGUGGCUACAUACUGUUCACAAAAUUUGCCAGAAUAUAUUAAAAAAACAGAUGCAUACAAAAAUGGGGACCUUGUUAAUGCUUUAACAGAUGCCUUUUUGGGAUUUGAUGCAACAAUUGUAACAAAAGAGGUUAUGGAUAUCUUGAAGGAACUUGCAGGUGAAAUAAACCCGCCGGGCACAAGUGAUAUUGAAGAAUCUGAAGAUGAAAAUGUUAGUAAUUUAUAUCAAGAGGCACACCUACCUUUACAGGAAGUGCUGGCUAAAUAUGAGAAUAAAUUAACCGCACUGCACAGAGCAAGACUUGGUGAUUCAAGCACACCUCUGUCACCAUGCUUGAGAGCCAAAAAGAACACAGAUGAAUCAGGGGCAUCAGCAGCAUCAAGUUCAAGUUCAGGGCAUGCUGCGGGCUCUAGCUUAGAACAAACUUGUGAUGCCACAUCUUCUAGCAAAAAUGGUCUAACAGUUGAUGAUAAGGAGAAUGCUGAUGAGGAUUCUGGAGGAGUUUCAUCAACAAAUUCCAAUGAAGUGGACAAAGAUCUGAAUGGAGAGGUUUCAACGAGUGAACCUGAUAAAGUGGUUAAGGAAAAUGAUAAACCAAAUUUACCAGCACCUGACAGUUCUGAAGAUAACCAACCUGACCAACCUGAGCAGAGCGAGGAUGUCAAAAGUUCUACAAAUGGUUGUAAUGUUGUCACCACUGAAAAUUGUAAUGGAGAAGUGACAGGCUCUAAACCAAUGGAUGGGGAAGACAGUAAUAUUACUUCGUCUAAUGGUUCUGUGACACCGGUCAAGUCUGGCAAAGCCAAUGAUAAAUCAUCGCCUGUGUCAAGUUCGGGCAAAGAAGCUCCUGAAAGGCCCAAGAAAUCAAAGAUACGGCGAGCAGCCGCUGCCGUGUAUGAGUCCAUCUUACGUCAGUUGCCUGAAGAUGAUGAUGAGAGCGAUUCUAAUGAUGAAACCUUUGAGGGUGGAGAGAUCUGUUCAUCUGAUGACGAUAAUGUUAAUGGUGUUGAAGAAUCAUCUAAUGAGGAGUGUGAAGAAGAGGAAGACGAAGAAGAUUACGAAGCAGAAUCCAGUGACGAGGAAGGUGAUGAGGAUAUAAGCAUGACUGAGGAACCAGGCAAUGAUAGUGGAUGCACAGCUAUUGUUGCUUUGCUAAGAGGAAACGAACUAUACGUGGCCAACGCAGGUGAUUCCCGCUGCAUUAUAUGCAGGGAAGGGAAAGCUAUAGACAUGUCUAUAGACCACAAGCCAGAGGAUGCUCCGGAACUCGACAGAAUCAUUAAAGCUGGUGGCAAAGUUUCCUAUGACGGCCGUAUCAAUGGCGGUCUCAACUUAUCACGUGCCAUCGGUGACCACUCGUACAAACAGAAUAAAGAGUUGGACGCCAAAGAACAGAUGGUGACAGCUCUGCCUGAUGUCAAAACCCUCACAGUGGACCCCGCUAAGGACCAGUUCAUGGUGCUGGCGUGUGACGGCAUAUGGAACUUCAUGUCCAGUCAGGAUGUGUGCGACUUCAUCAUACCCCGGCUGGCAGAGGGUCGCGAAAGAUUAUCACAGAUCUGUGAAGAGAUGUUCGACCACUGCCUAGCGCCGUCAACGAUGGGUGACGGCACCGGGUGUGACAACAUGACGGCCAUCAUUGUGAGGUUCAAGGAGGGCCUGAUAGCGGAGGUGGGUCAGUGCGCCGCCGACUGCCCCAAGAAGCGCGUCGCCGACAGCGAGCCGUGCAACGAGACCCAACAGGACAAUAAGAGGCAAAAACUUGACGACACACUGUCAAGUUCCGUGGUGACAUCCAGUGUUUAGACUUAGGUUGACUAGGGAAACAGUGUUACGACUCAUACUGAUGUGUCAAGAAGGCUGCGGUCACAAAACUUCCAAUAUACGAGCUACAGCGGGCUGAAAUACCAACUUACAUGUACAUUCAAAACAUCAGAUGAAAAUGUCUACUUGGACAUUUUUAACCCAAUGUAUCCCGCUUGUCGCAAGUUUCAUGACUGCGGUCUAAGACUUUGUGGAUAACAUUGUCAUCUAAUGCAGGCCAUUGAUUACACUUCAUUUAAUUUUAUGCAUUCUUUUCAAGACAUUUUCUCAGUUCAUUUAACCGUGAGAUUUUAUGUAAACUGUGAAUUUCCCCAAGCAUUAUCAUACAAAACAAACAAUUUGUAUAAUAAUGCUUUUGAAAGUAAAAGGCAAAAAAGACCGAACCGGACCCCUUAUAACUGAAAUAUAUAAAAAUUGAACAAUACCAAAGUUCGUAAAAUUAAAAGCUUAACAAUUUUAUUUUCAUUUGUUAAUUUCAUACAAAAUUCAGUUAAUUUUCUCAUACACAAUGAAUGGUAUUCCUGUAGAUCAUGUUACGAAUAAUAUUAGAAUACAAUUUUUCUACAUACAUGUAACUUGUAAAUUAUAUUUAAGAAAGGAAUAAACCAUAUUGCCAAAAUAUUUUUUUUUAUUCAAAUGUAUAGAAUUUCUAGAUAGAAAAUUACAUUUAAUUAUUUGAUCAUGGUAUUUCGAUAUGAUCCCAGAAUAACAUAUCUUGCCUACAUUAAGACAAAUUGAUGUAAAACAACUUAAAAUAUGUACAUUAGCCCAUUAAACAUGGUUUGAUCAUUUUGUUUAUUAAAAUGCACAGAUUAUUUAUAGGUUUACAUAAAAUCUCAAAAGAAAUGAAGACUUAAUAUUAAUUCAUUUAUUUCUAUCUUAAUUACGACAUUUUUCCUCUAGAAUAUAAUAAACAUCUCUUUAUAGGGUCAAGAUUUAGCAAAUAAUCUUUAAACAGGGCCGAUAUGGAUAAUAUUUGUUUCAAAAGCAAUAGAAAGUCGAAUAAUUGACUACAUUCUUAGUUUAAAAGAUGACAAAGUCCUUGUGAUUAAAGAUAAUUUGCCUAAAGUAGCCUUAUUUGUAAUAAGAAGGUGUUACAAGUUAAUUUAAGUAUAAAAUAUAGAUGCAGAACAUUGGGAAGUAUAGACAUUUUUGAACUGAUUUGUCUGUGUUAGCAUUUAGUUGUAAGUUGUAAAUGUAAACUUACGAAAUAAAUAUCAAAUACCACUUAAAUGUUAGAUGUAGAAAGUAAAUUCAGUGACUUUAAUCUUGUUUUAGUCACAAUUUGUUUGAUAUCUGAAUCAUUUGAAUCUGACAAAUUUAAUUAAAAAAAAACAAGCACUUGUUAUAUUCAGAAUUACAAAAAAGUAUAAAAUCAAUAGUAAAUUCAUGUGUCCCAAGUUGAUACAAACCAAAAAAUAUGUAAAUCAAAAACGUGUUUGGUAAUUGUCAGUGUUCCUACAAAGUGGUUUCGUAAAUAAAACAGUAUAUUCAAUUAUUUAUCUGUUACUGAGUAGCAUAAGUAUGUAGUUAUAUUUUUGUAAUCACAAGUUUGUAAAAUUGUAUUUCUCUGAUUUUUAGUCAACUUCUGGGAAAAAAUAAAUAAAUCGUUGGAAAUCAUGGUUAAACUUAAAUGCUAAUAUUCUUAAAAAAUAGUCCAGUCUAGGUUUGGUUGUCUGCAAAACUGGUUUCAUUAUAGAAAUGUUUUUA
This is a messenger RNA of Papilio polytes (common Mormon), 3819 nucleotides long. Its product is annotated as probable protein phosphatase CG10417. Gene Ontology annotation, molecular function: protein serine/threonine phosphatase activity; cation binding. The record is from RefSeq and is a predicted model, not a curated record. Gene Ontology annotation, biological process: protein dephosphorylation. Bases 97 to 2091 code for a protein of 664 amino acids. The transcript has 10 exons. Lineage: Eukaryota; Metazoa; Arthropoda; Insecta; Lepidoptera; Papilionidae.